GGCAGCCUACAUGAGCGCGUCGUGAGAGUCGUCUGUGCAUUUGAAUGAGUUUACGUGUAGUUAGGUCGCGUUUUUCCUGUUAAUUUGGGAUCGCCUCCGAGGCGGAAUAUCGGGACUUCUGAUUUGCUCGGGAAGGCUUCAUGCCUGCUCAGGCGACAACCGCGCCUGGCGAAUAGUUUCGGCAAGUUCCGUCAAGCGAAUCAAUGCUGGAUAUCCUUCGACAUGGACUCUCUGCACUGUUACUGCAAUACGGCGGAUGCAGACCCCGCGCAUAUGCUAAAGUGUACCGGGUGCAAGCUUUACUUCCACCCAGGGUGUCUGAAGAGCAGCCAUCGGAGUACACUUGUCGGCGACCUGUUCUUCAAGCUGACCUGCGACCGAUGCACCCCUGAUAACGUAGAAGUCCUGGAGCGCCUGAAGAUGCAAUGGAUUCAGGUCAUAAUGCUGACCCUGUACAACCUCCAUGUCAGCGGCACCAAUGGGAAGCUUGGCUACUUCCGAUGGCGGGAGCACAUUUGCAACUUCAUCGACAAGCACUGGACGACAUUCUUCGGAGAGAGAAAACGGACAGCGACAUUCCGUGGCACCGUCGCCGGAGUGCUGUCUUCCGGAUGUCCGCUCCUGUUCCAAUCCGGGUGGUCCAAGCUCGGAGAGAACGGAUGGUGGACGCUGACCACAAUGAAGCCCCCAUCGCCCGCCGAUUUCGAGGGGCCUACCACACUGCUGGCCCAGUGCCGAAAGGCGAAAAUGGCUCCUGUGGCAACGGUAGAAGAGGCACCGCCCAUUCUGGACACUCCCCGCCGGCGUAAUGUUGCAAGCUCGCUGCAGGCAGCCAUAAACCUCAAGGAGAGGCGGGCACUGAUCAAGCCUGUGGUAGACUCGUGCAACUCAAACAUGCCUGACAAGGUCCACGUCAAGACUGAGCCUGUCGACACGUGCGAUGAUACUACAACAAGUUCGUCAUUCGACAUGCACGACAGCCUGAUGACGCCCGAGGACUUCCAUUGGAAUACCGAACAUGAUCUCUUUGGGAGUGACCUCUUCCGGCACGAUUUGCUUAGUGUGACCGAACCUGCGAGUGAUCCUGUUGACAUCGUUUCCACGUCUUCUGACAAGCUUGAAGAUGGCCUCUUGCCGGUGAAAGUGGAGGCCGAGGACGAUGAAGCCCUGGACCUGGAAGAUUUCAAUGUCCAAGAGGCAGCCACCAUGGAUGCCAGCUACUUCGGUGUGCAGUCUCCCAAGGUUGAGGACAUUGUUGGCAUCUUGAAUACCGAUGGUGACGUGGCUGCAACUGAAGAGGUCAUAGCAGGCAACAUUGAUGAUGACGAAGGGUCCAUGACAAGCAUCAAAGAGGAGCCGGUGAGCGACGCAGAGAGCAGCUCGACCGAGACGUCUCAUUCGCGCGCAUCGGGCACCACGAGGAAGCACAGAAUGGACGAGAGAGGGCUGCAGGCCACCAUCAAAGAAGAAGCCACACCCAAAAAGCCCAAGUGUGUCCCAAUGAGCAUCUAUGAGGAACACCAACUGCUGAGCCAAAUAGAGAAGUACGCCCAGAAAAUUACUCUUCCCCCUGAAGCGCAGAGGCUCAGGAGGAAGCUUCUUGUCAGGCAGAUCAAGCGGGCACGCAACAUUCCAGUUUUUGACCUCGACGCCCUAGCCGACCAGCUCUCGCGUCGGCCGCACAAGGAUUUGCAACAGGAAGUUCACCGGCCUAGACGAAACACGAAAGACGUGCUGGACCGAUUUCAGGUGACUAUAGGAACAGCUCGCAUGGGAGCUCAAAGUCACGUGUCAUUCGUGACGCGCAUACUUGGCCUCGAAGAGGAACAGCUCGAGUGCAUAGCCAGUCCGUAUACCCAGAGGACACUGAAGCCAUUCAUCUUCAGGGACUUUGAAGCAAGGCCUUUGAGACUAAAGCUCCUAGAGGAGAUACUUUCCCACAGGCUCAAUGCAAGGUUCAGGGAGGAAUCUGCAACACAGCCUACAGAGCACCACCCCAUCGAUUUCUGCUAUGUGCGGCCACAACACAUACCGGUCAUAAACGCCAUGUGCCGAACUUUUUUUUGGCCUGGAAUUGACUUGUCUGAAAGCCUCCAGUACCCAGAUUUCAGCUGUGUCGCUAUGUACAGGAAACUGGUGGUGGGGUUCGCCUUCAUGGUGCCCGACGUCAAGUUCAACGAGGCGUACAUCCCCUUCAUCUUCACGCACCCCGAGUGGCGAAAAUCGGGCAUCGCCAAGUUCAUGCUCUACCACCUGAUUCAGACGUGCAUGGGAAAAGACGUCACGCUGCACGUGUCCGCGACCAAUCCAGCAAUGCUUCUGUACCAGAAGUUUGGGUUCAAGGUGGAGGAGCUCAUCCUGGACUUCUACGACAAGUACUUCCCCGCCGACUCCAAGGAAUGCAAGCACGCCAUGUUUCUCCGGCUCAGCAGAUAGCACCCCCCCAUUCCCU
Rhipicephalus sanguineus (brown dog tick) is the source of this 2452-nucleotide messenger RNA. RefSeq names its product cysteine-rich protein 2-binding protein (gene Atac2). NCBI's taxonomy places the organism in Eukaryota, Metazoa, Arthropoda, Arachnida, Ixodida, Ixodidae. The transcript has 18 exons. Gene Ontology annotation, molecular function: acyltransferase activity, transferring groups other than amino-acyl groups. The record is from RefSeq and is a predicted model, not a curated record. The coding region runs from base 223 to 2436 and encodes 737 amino acids.